Spirodela intermedia is the source of this 12868-nucleotide messenger RNA. The record is from the annotation of a GenBank genome assembly. Lineage: Eukaryota; Viridiplantae; Streptophyta; Magnoliopsida; Alismatales; Araceae.
AUGGCGGCGCCGCCGAGCCGGUCGAGGCCUCCGGCGGGAUACAAUCCGCCGGCGAACGGUGUCCAACAGGUUGGCCCGAGUUUCCUCUCCAGGCCCAUGCAGAACCUCCAGAUUGGCCUCGCCCCGCCGUUGUCUGGUUCAAAUCCUCCGGGGCCUCGUGUCUCCUCCCCCCUUUCUGGUGCAGCGGUGGCUCCUUUUACUGUGGAGGUGCCGGUUCCCCGCCCCAGUCCACCCCUUGGACCGUCAGGGCCGCCGGCAAUGCUCUCCCAGGCCCGGCCUCCUCCCGGGGGUCGUCUUGGUGUAGCCGAGCCUCGAGGCGCUGUACAUGGUGCUCCGUUCACGACCAAUUCCCCUUUGGUGGCGGGAGAAAACGACCAGCAGAUUCAUCGGACGUCGAAUUUUCAGCAGCAGCAGCCCUUGGCCGGGUCUCCGAUGGAUACAGUUUCUCCUGCUCCUCCACGGGCGCAGGCUGUUGGAUCAUUUCCUGUUAGGACGCCGGGCAGUCCUCCCCCUGUGAUAUCACCGUCCCAGCCAAGCUCGGGCGGGUUUCUCGCGUCGCAUGCGUUAUCUCGUCCUCCAGCUACACAUCUACUUACUCGGCCAAUGACCCCUCAACCGCUCCGGACUGCUGUACCAGCUUCAUUGCCACACUCCGGUCCUCCUCAGGCAUCCCAGCCUUUCUCCAGUUCGUCGCAGCCGUUCUCCGGGAAUGCUGCAUCCCAACCCUCAGGAUUCCCGGGUCUACCCACUUCCCGCCAGUUUUCAGAUCUCUCAGGCUCUGUACCGUUCGCUCCCCAACCUCCGUCACGAUCCUUCUCAGCUCUCCUAGAAUCACCAUCUUUUUCUAGCACACCUGCAUCUCAGCAACCCUCAGACACUCCACAAGUAUUAUCUGGUCCUCCACUACCGGCUUCUCCGUAUGGGGCUGCAGUCUGGUCCUCGCAGGCGCACCAGGUAAUCUAAACUGGUAGGCGCGGUAUCUGUUCUUCUACUUUGAUUGUGGUUUAUGCCAUCCCAUGUGGGAUUCGCAACAUUGUGGUUCAGUGAUGUUGCCCAAGAACAUCUUGUUUCAUGCAGCCACCACCCAGAAUGUAUGGAAUGUCACGCCAUCCAACAAAUCCGGCAAGUCAGUUGUCAAACACGAUAGGCCAAUUGCCUUCUUCUGGGUCACAAGGAUCAUCGCCGUUGAUGAUUGAUCCGGAUCAAAUCCCGCAGCCAAUGCCAAGCUCCUCAGCGAUCCUGUUUGAGACAACUCCGGGAAGUUUGGCAAGCAUUCCACCAGUAAGCUUUUAAGCUUGUUUUUAACUAAAUCACAACAUGGUGGUUACUUACUGUAGCCGCGCGGGAGAAUAAAUAGGAACAACUAAUUUAAAUUUAAAGUUAAUGAUAUUUCCUACAAGUGAAUGCAUAUUUUUUCAUUGUGAAGCCUACAUCGUCCGACUUUAUUGUCAAGGACAAGGGAAACUGCAGUCCUCGUCUUAUGAGGUGCACUGUUAAUCAGGUGCAUGGCUUCUGUAUUGAUUUCUCUUCAUCUUUGUUACCGUCUUACAGAAUUGAUAUACUGUUCAAUCUUCUCUAGUUUAUUUCAUUUAAACUCCACUCUUAGUGCUUCGCAGUCAUUUUCUCAUAUGAUUUUCUUACGUCGAUGCCACAGAUUCCGUGCACUGGUGAAAUUCGUUUGGGAUCCAACAUGCCACUGGCUUUGAUAGUCCAACCUUUUGCUCUGUCUCAUCCAUCUGAGGAGCCCAUCCAAGUAAAAAAAGAAAAAGCUGUUUUAUAUUUUAUCUCCGCAUUUCCCUGUUUUCUGUCUAUUGUCCUGUGACUUACUUUUGCUUCAUUUUCUAUAUUCAUUCCCCCGCUAAAAAAAUAUAAUAUGACAACCUUGACAAGGUCCUGACUUUGAAUGGACUCUGUAUCAUUUUUUUUAGGAUUAAAAAACCAUUGAAGUAACUUGUAUGAACCAUUUUUAAAAGUUUUAUAUUCAGAUUAUACGGCCUUGAUGGAAAAAAUCUUCUAACCCGUGUUCUUCUUGAUGGUAGGAAACAUCCGAAUUCUUUAAAUUGUCAGAAUAGAUGACCAUUGUGACUGGCUAUUGCCAGAUAUAACUCGAAACAAUAAACACACAAAUAAAUUAUCUACAAAUGUUACACUGGUAAUAAUCCAGAUUCUAAAUGUGGGCUGAGAGUGCUUAGUUCCCACAUAAAAUUCACAGCAUAUAGCUACCCUGACAGAACCUCUCGAUUUGUGUAUUGGAUUACAAAUCCAAAGAUGUUCGGAUCUUGGAAUAAGGAACUGGUGAGAAACACCGCUAAAUUAGAUAAUUAUGACACUGUACUGUUGAUAAUUGCACCUACCGGUCAUCGUUGGUUAUUUUUUAUAUUCAUUUUUUAUCAGAUAGUGGCCUUGGCCAACAGCAUCUCGUUUUUUAUUUCCUCUUCAACUGUCUAAUUAUGAAUUAUCACUAUUCCUCAACCUAAGAUAAAGGUUGAAAUAAUUUUUGACCAACCUUCCUAGCUGGCUACUAUGAGGGAAAGGGCCACUCAUUACCCUGGAAAAAAGAAACAGAGAUGAACGCAUUUCUUCCUACAAGUUAUAGUGGUGCAAAGCACAUUCUUGCAAAAGUAAAUUAUAAAUCGUCACUCUUCGUUUCAUGGUCAUAGAUUGUGGAUUUUGGAGAGAGUGGACCCCUCCGAUGCUCACGCUGCAAAGGGUAUAUAAACCCUUUCAUGAAGUUCAUUGAUCAAGGAAGGAGUUUCAUCUGUAAUUUAUGUGGUACGCGUCAUCAGACCCAGAGAGUUUCGCUUAUUUUUUUCUUAAUGUGUUGUGGAUUCUGUCUCUAAAAUGGGAAACUUAUGAUGUAUUUAAAAAUGAUGCAUUUUCGGAUGGGUACUAGUACAUAUUUGUGUGAGGUAUUGGUGCCAUUCUUAUAUUUAUUGUUCUUGGUAUGUUUCACAUUUUUAAAUGGUUCUUCCUUUGUGUUGAAAUAUUGAUAUUAUAUUCCAUUUUUUAAGAUUUUUAUAGCAUAGAUGAUGAGUGAAAUUCAAUUUUCAAUUAGGAUGUCACUAGGCAUGCUAGCCCGAAAUCCUUCACUACCCUUUCAUGAAUUCGUAUGUGUUAAGUCGUUUCUUAUUCAGUUUUGAUUGGCAGGAUGUACCAAUGAAACUCCUCGAGACUACUAUUGUAAUCUGGGACCAGAUGGCAGGCGUCAUGAUGCUGAUGAGAGGCCUGAGCUAUGUAGAGGUUCAGUUGAAUUUGUUGCAACUAAAGAAUUCAUGGUCAGUGAAAACAAUGCCUUGUGCGUCAUAGAUAGUAAAAUGCCUAUAAUAUGGAUUUAAAGGCUAUGGCUUAGUUCUUAAUACACAGGAAUCAGUGUGAGAUUGGGUUUAUCCUCUAAAUUCAACGUGAUGAUGAAGUACUGAUAUAAAAUAUAUGAUAAAAAAAUGAUGAUACGAAAGUACUAAUGAAAACUGAGGGAAAUAAAAAAUUUUAUUUUGUAUCCUUAUAUACUAUUUUAUUCCCUGGGAAACCUAAAUUCAGGUUGGAAUCAUAUUCUGCUGGCAACAACCAGGAACACUUGUGACAGGAAUAAGUGUUCCCGUGUUUGCAUUAAUGUAAUAUAGUUCGUUCAUGCAUUCUCCACACUGCUUUUGGCUUUGCCCUUGUAUCUAUAACUUCUGGUUUUUUCCACAUUUUCUUCCACUUGUAACUAUUUUCCAAUCACCGUCCUCUGAUUUAGAUUAUUGUUAAGGGAAUUGAUUCGUUAGAGACCACCCGGUUAGGGAACCUCCAAUGAGAUGAACGAAAUCUGGGAGGAACCUCGUUCUGGAAAAAAAAUUAACUGUCCCUUUAAGUUUCAAUACGUCAUCUGAUAAAUCAGGAUAUCAGUUAGUCGGAACACUGUACAGUAGGAUGCUUGGAAAGCCUGAAAAAUAUCUCCUUUGCUUUUAGAUUGUGGUCUAGUCCCAAAUUCACAUGCUUCUGUCUAUCCAUAUGUUGAUCAAAAUUCUAUUUUUAAAAUUAAUCGAUAUUAGCUCAAAUCAUGUUGUUGUUCAAAACUUAGGCUAUAGCUUGAAUAUAUACUUCUGUCAAAAUGCAGAGAGAAAUCAGUUGGCUUAAACACCUUUCAGCGAGAAUUUUUGUUAUCACUUAUAUAUGGAAAUUCAUUGAAUUCAUGGAAUUGGAAAAAUGGGAACACUUCUGUGUUAUUAGAUAAAAACAUUUCCAUUUUCUUGCUUUAUUUGAUGGACACGUAUAUUUGCAGGUCCGUGACCCAAUGCCUGCAGUUUUCUUCUUCCUCAUUGAUGUAUCAAUGAAUGCUGUUGAAACUGGUGCAGCUGCUGCAGCUUGUAGUGCAGUUAGUCAAGCCAUUGCAGAUCUUCCUGUAAGUUGGUUCUCAUGCUCUUUUGAAACACAGGACUUCUGAAAAUUUUCGCUUGGAUUUUCUAGGCACCCUACUAACCCAGGUAUUUUUAGGCUCGCUGAUGAACAUUGCUGAUACCUAUGGUUUUUUUUUUCUCCUUAAUUCUCUCAACUUGAGAGUCGGUAGGUUUCAACUCUUUUCUGUCUUUCAAGAUCUAUCCUUCCAAAUUUCUCCAUGACCACUCUUGGUUAAGAUCUUUAUACGUCUUUUUAUUUCUUAAAAUAAAAAUUAAAAUAUGAUUUUUUACGAUAUUUUUUUGAUUGAACAGCUCAAAUAUUUCGUGUUAGAAUAUUCGUUUUCAAGUCAACGUGGAUUGAUCCCUAAAUCUUUUAUGAAUGGUCGUAAGUUGUCCAAACUUUGAUUGUUCCUCGGUAAAUAAAAGAAGAGAAAAUUUGUAGAUGGCUUAUGAUUGCUUGAACCUACUAUGUGAUCAUUGAAGCCUCCUUGUAGUUCCCCUUCUCUGAAAACGAACCUCCCUUCAGGGAAAGAAUUAUCAGUAUCUUAUCGAGGGAUGUAUGUGCUUGGGAAAAACUUUUGGGUUGUUAAUUAUAGCGUUAAAUGAAGAACUAAUAAAAAUUUAUAAGACAUUUUAUACCGAAUGGAGUUAUAUGUUUGACGAGGAGGGCACCAUGAUUUGAGACCAGAUUUAUCUUUUUAAAUUAAUAUUAAACUUUAUUUGAUUACUCAGCAUGGACAUUGUUGGGAGGAGAAUUGGAGCUUAAAUUUAAACGAAGCACGAGGUACAGUAUGAUCUGAGAGUGUAAAAAAUCGAAGGGCAUGUGUGUCCCUGAUAACAGUAUGUUCUGAUUAUUGGAUAGGUAUAAAUGUACGAAUAUAAUAAAUUCAUGCCUCGGGCAUACUCCGAUGCCCAAUCAGGUUACGCGGUCGUGUGUCUAAAAACUGACAUGUGCCAAAAAAGAGAAGAUCCUAUUUAAAUGUGUAAAAAUGUGACGAAUGGAAAUAAUAUCCCACCAUUUAUAUUUUCUUGAAUAUUUACUUUUGGGCUUGAAUCCACUUCCCACACAUAAAAUGCGACAUUUUCUGUUUGUAUAUUAUACGCUUUAUCGAAUUUUUUUACUUGAUUUGAUGUUUUUUUCCUCUCUAUAGGAAGGUCCGCAAACAUUGGUUGGGAUAGCAACAUUCGACUCCACUAUUCAUUUCUACAACUUAAAAAGGAAUGUACAACAGGUAUUUUAUCCUGGCUACAAAGUAGCUAAUUUGUGGUCCCAUUGUAAAUAUCAGGUUUUCAGUCAGAUGAAAUGGGUUUUAGAAUGUACAUUCAUAGAUUUCAUCGUGUACUUUUAUUCUGCAAUGUAAAUUAAACAUGACCAUUACAUUUGUCAUGAACAGUGGCCCAAGCCCUAGGAGGAUAUGCAGUGGAAAAAUUCCUAUUCACAUCAUUGAUGGCUGUUAUUAAGAACAACCAGGCCACAAAACAAGGAAAACAUCUAUCAACUAGAAAACCAACAAAAUAGGUAGCGAACAAACAAACUAGUCAACGGUCCAACUAAGAACCGAACUCCUAAGUAGACGUUCUUUUCCACAAAAUUGUCAAUUUUGUUCAACGACGCUUCAGUUUGUUAGGAGUUUUUUUUUUUCUGAUUAGUUAUUUUCUUACUUGGAAUAGCCUUUAUUGAUUUUUAUUUCUUUUUUACUUUUUCUAGUAUUCUGAAAAGCACUUCCUUUAUUUGGCCUCUAGUACUAUGACAGAUAUUUGAUAGUUUUAAAUCUCACCAUACUUUUUUUACCACAUAAUAAUGCUUAUGGUUCAAAACUGAGAAUAUGUUAUCUGGCUUCAGCCUGUUCAUUUAGUGUACACUUUUUUCAAAAUCAAUGUUGAGGACCCUGUAAUAAGUAUAACUAAUCCAUAUUACGUUUCUCAUUCUGAUUUCAGCCAUUGAUGCUCAUUGUUCCGGAUGUAGAAGACCUCUAUACUCCUCUUCAUUCUGAAAUCAUUGUUCAGCUUCCUGAGGUUGGGUAUUUUGCAAUAUUGUUUCGCUUCUACGUAAUAUUGAUGAACUUAUGUUGCCAUAUUCAACUUUAUUUACAAAAUAAGUAACUAAUAUGUUUUUUUGAGAAUGUAGUGCCGUCAGCGUUUGGAACAAUUACUAGAGAACAUUCCAACCGUUUUUGAGAAGAACAGAAUAGCUGAAUCUGCUUUUGGUGCCGCAAUCAAGGUUAUUCUUCGAUCAAAAGUUUUCUAAUAAAAACUUAUUGGGAAUUGACCACUUAGAAAGGCUAGCUUUAUUAUUUAUUUUUGAGAUUUGAACGCAGCAGGGGCACGCCUGGAGAAUUUCUAUUGAUAACGAAAAUGCCUGAAAGAUGAGCCUUGAUAUCGAAAGACUUCUUUCUAAUUUCCUUUUUCUGGGGACCUUUUCUUUGACUUAUAUUUCAGGCUUCUUUUCUUGCAUUGAAGCCCACUGGUGGGAAGUUGCUUGUAUUUCAGUCAGGUGAACACCAUUGUUUCUUUUUCCCUUUUCCUCUACUUAGAACGUCGUACAGCUAAAGUAUAUAAUUCCAUUUAUAAGUUUUUUACAGUUGGCAAAUCAUAGCCAAUUCAGUAAUUAAAAAAAUUUACUUGCGAUACAGUUUUUUCAUUAUACUCCGAAAGUGUGUUGAUAAUAUCUUUAUCGAAAAGUUUGAUAAUGAUAAGCACAAUAGGGAAUAUUUAAAUGUAAUACUGCUGGAUGAAGAUUUACAUUGACUAUGAACAAAAGUUAACCUACUUUUACUAGACACUGAUUAUGAACUCGUUGUUCCUUGUUAGUUUUUUACCACGUAAAGUUGAAGAUAUUCUCAAAUUUUUAAUUAGCUUGUCUUUAGGUUUAUUGAUAUAUUGCUCUCAACUUGUCUUCUCCUACUGUAAAAGUGCCUUCAAACGAAGAGAGAAAGGCAUAACACCAAGAAAACCUUAUGUGUCGUGAAAGAGAAGAGAAGAGAAGACGCCCCAAAAAGCUUAGGAUGAACUGUGGAGAGAAUCUCUAUCUACUCCUCGCAUUCGUCCUAAAGAUAUUCGAAACUUAAUAAACUAGUUGGCCCAAACAGAAUGGGAGAUGUAAUCAGCCCAGAUAUAGAAAUCACUACCAUCUCUACCAAGUAUCUUUUGCAUCUGAAGAUCCAGCUGUCCAUGUAUUACAAGAGCCCCAAAAACUAGCCUUGUGAUAUCCAUUUUGAUGUGUUAGAGAGAAGAGAAAAGCAACUGAAUAGUGCACCCAUCUUGCUCUACUUAUCCAUAUGCAGCAAUGCUGCGACUUUGGGAUUAUUAUGGCAGCAGUGCAGAAGUAGCUGUUAAGCCAUGGUUCAGCAUAGAUUCUCAAGAAGGCAUUGUUAACAUCGAUCUACACUUUAUGGACAACUUCCAUCCAGCUGCGUGCCAGUUCACAAAGACCUUGUCCUUUUUAUGCUAGGUGUUUUCGUGUUUGCGUGUAUCAUAUAUAAUUUCAAAUAGAUCGUGUCUUGUCCAUAAUAUUAGAUAUAGGACGUCCAUGUUGUUGAGGGCUGAACCACUUAGGUGAAAUGAAUUUUGAUAUUUGAACAUGUACAACCAUUCAUGCAAAUUUUACAAUGAUGUAAAGGUUUUGCAGAUUCCAAGUUCUAAAUUUGAUUUUCCAUCGUCUGUCCAUCUUGUCUUAAGAUAGUUGAAUCAAGCAUCGGAAUUUUCUUAUUGCUAUGUUUUUAUCUUCCAGUCUUGCCAUCAGUUGGAAUAGGAUCUCUUGCUGUUAGAGAAGCUGAAGGAAGGGCAAACGUCUCUUCAAGUAACAACGUAUGUUGCAUUGUUGAAAACUAUUUUAUUUUAUUAAUUCUGUCUCGCAAAAAUUUUCUUUUUCGAAUUCUGUCUACUUUCAUUAUUUAUUGAACUGGGUACUCGUUUGGGUCUAGUUACUGCUCUCUUUUUUAUAUCAUUUUCAUAUCAACCGUUAUAACUAUGUCGAGCAUCACCCUCGCCUUCCAACCGAAAUCUGAUUGCGCAGAUCAUACCCAGUGUAAGCCUGUCUUCCGACGUCCAUGUGAAAUCCCAUGCAUAAUCUCUCUCUCUCUCUCUCUCCCUCCCUCUCUCUCCCUCUCUCGCUCCUGUACAUUGAGGAAAGACAAAUACUGGCAAGAAGUCAGGUAAAUAGAAGAGUAUGAAUUUUUUUUGAAAAAAAAUAAGUGAAGGGUGAAUCCUAGAGAUAGCUCAAAAACAAGAGAAUUAUCAAUGCAGAAAUGAGGAUCUUCCCAAUUUCUUAUAGAAACUUCUCAUGUACCCAUGAUUGAAGUAUUUUACUGAUAUUCUCUUCUAACGCCCAACUGAAUGCAGCUUCAUCAUUCUCAUAGUGUAUAUUAGAAUUUUCAGGCUUCCCAGAGGUUGCUCCAACCAAUAGACGAUACUCUAAAAGUUAUGGCACAAGAGCUUGCAGAAUUUCAGGUGAGAUAUUUGAAUUAUUAUCGAAGUAGAUGCUCAUUUUUUGCCUCUCAUUUGGCAUCAUUUUUUGUCCAUAAAGUGGUCCAUAGUUUAUCUCUCUCUGACAUGCUUUCAGGUUUGCGUGGAUAUUUUCGUUACGACCCAAACGUAUAUAGACAUUGCUUCCAUCUCGGUUAUCCCACGGACUACAGGUGGAAAGGUAGCAUUGAGAUUUCUUUUCACUAUAACUUGAUUAGUACACUCAAGCUCUUCCUGGGCCAUAUUCUGUCUUCCCUUUCUGUUCAAUUUCAGCCGUGUAGUUUUUACAGGAUAUUAUUUUAUAUCCAAUACAUCAUUUCAUCCAUUCCUUCUGCAACUAGGAUUUCACCAGUCUGACGAUCAAUAUUCUUCCCUUCCAUAUUGAUCGCCAGAGAGUUUUUUAGAUCAGGUAGCUGAAAUUUUAGUUAAAUUUAAUUUAUUUACGUGCCUAAUUUCCAGAAAUGACUCUCGGCAGGUAAAAAAAUGUCACAUUAACCUUAAAGAAGCAAGCGAAAACGAUUUUAUCUUUCACGAUUUGUAAUCCAUAUAUUCUGAAUAUCUUUCUUUUCCAUCCAGUUUUCUUUCUUUAUGCAAUGUCACUGAUAUCACAAUUUACACAAAUCAAGACGUUAAACUGAGUAUUCUGUCCUUUCAUCCAAUUUUUCUUCUUUAUGCAGUAUUACUGGAAUCAUGCUUGUUUUUGUAGGUGUAUCAAUACUAUCCAUUUUCUGCUCUUUCGGAUUCUGUGAAGCUUUAUAAUGAUCUUAGGUGGAACAUCACUAGGCCUCAAGGUUUUGAGGGUGUAAUGCGUGUAAGAUGCAGCCAGGUAACGUGUCUCGUCUUCUUUACUUACUAUUACCAUUGCACAUUUCAUCACCCAUUUUCUGGGUCUUGAAAGUCCGUGUACUCAUUCACCAUAUUUCGUGUAGGGACUUCAAGUUCAGGAGUAUUAUGGAAACUUUUGUAAGCGUAAUCCUGUCGAUAUUGAUCUACCUGCGGUGCGUCCUGCAUGAUAAAAUCUCUUUCUCAAUUUGUGUUUUAGUAGUGAUAUUGAUAUCUAUGAAGUUUUUUGAUCGACUAUCUACAAUGAUGCUUCCCAAAAUGUCUGUAUUUUUCGAACAAAGGUGGAAAUCUUUUAAAUUUCUGUAAUAUCAGGGUACCCUUUUCCAUUGUUGAGGCAAUCCUCCCAGGCACUUGAGUGACUCUAAAAACACAUCAUGGAAAUGAUAGUCUAUUUUCUAUACGGUUGUCAACUUUGUUUUAUUUUCUUAUAGAACUUUGGAAAAUUGCAGAUAGACUGCGAUAAAUCGAUUCUAGUCACUUUCAAGCACGAUGGCAGGUUACAAGAGGGCACUGAGUGUUCUUUUCAGGUACAUCUUUUCAAGUACUGAGUGUUCUUGAUGGAUAUUUUUUCCUUCUUUGUCUAAUUGAAUUCUUUUUAUUUUGAUUUGUAGUGUGCACUUCUCUACACGACUGUUUAUGGCCAAAGAAGAAUUCGAGUUAUCAAUCUAUCACUUCCCUGCACUAAACUGCUCAGCGAUCUGUUUCGUUCACCUGAUCUGGACACUCUAUUUGCAUGCUUCCUGAAGCAAGGUGCAGUCCAUUUUUAUGCAUUGUUAUGCGCCAUUUUGCCUUUUUCUUGUGCAUCUUUCCAUUUUCUAUGAAGCAUCUUACUCAUUUAAACGUUGUCCUGUUCUUCCAUUUAGCUGCAAAUGGAAUCCCGAGCAGCUCGCUUUCUAAGGUUCGAGAGCAGAUGACUAAUUUUUGUAUCAACAUCUUAUAUUCUUAUCGAAAGUUUUGUGCGGCUGUGCCGUCAUCCGGACAGUUGAUUCUCCCUGAAGCCCUCAAACUUUUGCCUUUAUAUACACUAGGUACGCCCUCCUUCCCUUGCAUUUCUAUUUAUUUUUCAACAAAUGUGUCACAUUAACAUAUGUUGAACUGCUGAGAUUUGUUUCUGAAUCAGUUUGCUUUGUAAAAUAUUGGAGCGAAAUUUGUUUCUGAAUCUUCAUCUGCUUUGUAAAAUAUGGGAGCGAAAAUUCAUGCUUCAUCUGUUGGAGUAAAAUUCUUGUCAUUGAGCUCAUCUUCCCUUAAAUAAAGAUCAAUGGGUACGAAAUACAGUGAAAGAUUGGCAUCUCUAGGCUGGAAUUGUCAAAUUUCUAUUGGCAGGGUAGAACUAGCGGUCAGUUUAGGAACUUGAUCAAAUUUAAUGGUAGUAUAUGUUUUUCCAAUGGCAUUCAAAAAAAAAAAAAUGUGAAAAAUGAUAAAUACUUAGAACAUGAAAUCCUUUAAAAGCUCGGAUGAAUACUCUGAAAGUGGUCGUUGCGUGUGAAAUCAUACUCUGAGCUACCGUUGAAUUGCAUUUUCUCUCACUGAGAGGCAGGAUUCACAAAAGGCUGCGAGACUUGAGGUUUACUGCUAGUGUCGAGAGAUGCAGAUUUAUUUAUGAGAUAUAUUCUCCACUUUUUUAUUUUCUAUUUAUCUUUCCGUUCCCUGCCUCCAGCACUCAUAAAAAGCAUCGGAUUGCGGACUGAAGGGCGAUCAGAUGACCGGUCAUAUUGGAUAAAUCAUGCUGCAUCUCUCUCUAUAGCGUUGACCAUUCCCCUCGUGUAUCCUAGAAUGCUGGCUGUUCUUGAUCUUGCAUCAAAGGUAUAUGAAAACCUCCCUGAGAGGGUUCCAAGAUAGGGAGCUAUUGUCAUUGCAAUUAAGCGAAAAAAAUAAAAUAUAAUCAUGUUUUAAUUCUUCAGGAACAUGGUGGAUCCAUCAUCCCCUCUCCGAUUCCCCUCUCCAGUGCUCAUAUUACCGAUGAUGGAAUCUACCUCCUGGAAAAUGGGGAAGAUGCUUUGAUCUACGUCGGAAAUACAGUGAACCCAGAUAUAUUACAACAAGUAUUUGGAUCCCACUCCAUCGACCAUAUCCCAAUGCCGGUAAAAAUUUAUGGGCCCCUUUUAUUUCUCCCCUACCAUCAGCUCCUCUGCAUUUCUAGUUUAUAUUUACUGAGAUCAAACUAUCAUAUAUAUGCUGCAUGUAUGUACCUUUCUAAUCUCCAAGAUUUACUUCUGUCAAUCUUGCUGGUUGGGUAUGCUGGAGAAUGGCAGAUUUCCCUUUCACUAGAUGAUCUCUCAAGAACGGUCGUGAAUCUGCCUUCCUAGGUGUCGUUACCUGAUUGGCUGGUGCUUUAAUUAAUCAUAGAAGAUAUGCUUUCUCCUUCAUGUGUUUAAAAGUAUCUCACACUUUGUAGUGGAUUAGAUCCUGUAGAUGAAUGGCACCAAAGAGCUGAAAUGUUUUUAGAUGAAAUAAAUUAUUUUCGAGUGGAAAUAUUUAUCAUGAAACUGUUCACUUGGGUUGUUCAGAAAUGUUCACAACCCUGAUUUAGAGUUUCUGAUUUGAAUGAAUCAACGGGUGAAAAUAUAGAAUGAGAAAAUUAAUAUCGGUGUUGUGCUCCAAUCUUCUGCAGUUUACACUACAGAAGUAUGACAACGAUCUAUCUAAGAGACUGAAUGAUGUUGUCGAUGAGAUACGACGCCAGAGAAGUUCUUAUCUACGGUAUCUUCUUCUCUCCGAUGCUAAAACUAAAGAGUUUCUUCGAGGUCUUCAUACUGCUUAAAGCAGCUGCCCUCGACUUGACUGACUUCUCAUUUUUCCUUCCUCUCUACAGCAUGCAGCUAUGUAGAAAAGGAGAUCCCUCAGGUCGGUCCUCUCUCUUUCUCUCUUUCUUUCUCUCUCUCUCUCUUCUCUCUCUAUGAGAGAGAGAGGGAGAUAUUUUCAUCGAUUGAGCAUUUGGUGGGUUAAACUACCUAUGAAUUCCAUUUUUGUUAUGCUAAAGUUGACACAAAAUAACAAAACUGGUUUAUCUUAGCAACUUACAGCGUCAUAUUAGACUCCAUGAACCAGAUAUCUCCUUAAAGACAUUAUAAAAUGCAGGUGCACUGUUCUUCUCAUACCUGAUCGAAGAGAAGACCCCCGAGGGCCUUUCCUACGUGGAGUUCCUCGUCCACAUUCAUCAGCAAAUCCAAACUAAAAUGGCCUGA